AUGAAGGUUCCCAAAAAGCUGAUUGAUCGAUGUUUGAGACUGUACCAUGAUAACCUAUACGUGAUCUGGCCUUUGCUCUCUUACGAUGAACUUCAUAAACUUUUGAACGAAAAAUACGAUGACCGUUACGUUUAUUGGUUUCUCGUAGCUCUAUCAGCGGCCACACUUAGUGAUCUGCAAACCGAAUUAGAGUCUGAAAAUGGAUUCUCUUUUACUGGAAAGAAAUUGUCCAUUCUUUGUAUAUCAUCGCGCCAACAGUUUGAUGACCUCAGUGGAAGAGACAUAUUUAGGAUUAUGACUUAUUACUGUUUAGUGCGUUGUUUUUCACAAUAUUCCGAUAUAAGAAAUUCGUAUCGACUUUGUUGUGAAGCGGUCGGUCUCAUCACAAUUUCUGGAUUGCAUCGUGAAAAGUCCUAUGAAUCAUUCUCAUUCUGUGAGCAACAGCUUCUAAGGAAGGUAUAUUAUUUGCUUCUCUUGACAGAAAGAUACUAUUCCGUCUACGUUCAUCGUGUAACAAGUUUAGAUGAUACUGUUUCCCUACCACAAUCUGAGUUUGUAACAGAUCCUCGACUAUCUUUGGAUAGUUUUUUUGAGAUGAUCCGAGUUUUUACUGUACCAGGAAAAUGCUUCUUUGAUGCUUUGGCUACUGAGGCUUCUAACACUUCUUGCACUGAAGACUCACUGAAAAAAAUAUGGAAAGAGCUUCAUACGGCAUCUCUCGAAAUAGAGCCAUGGUCUUAUGGCUACGUCGACAUUUCAUUUUCGAGGCACUGGAUUAGGACGCUGGCUUGGAAACUAGUAUUUCAAAUGAACGGUACAAAGUUUUUUUCAAAUGCUAAUAAUGCACAUAUAUUGGUCGAUAUUGCUAGAGACAUGAUAGACGAUAUAUUCUUAACCCCAAAAAAUCUAUAUGUCGUUCAUGGGCCUACAAUACCAAUGAAAGCACUAGAAAUAGCAAAUGCAUUAGUAGACGUUAUAAAUCAGCACGACAAAAAUACAGAAUCAGAAGCUUGGAACGUUCUAUGUGAGGUAUCAAAUUUUGUUUGCUCUCUAAAGCACUACGAUGGUAGUUUGAUUGAGAGUUUUGUGGCUAAAUGCCAAAAUUCUCUUAUUUCUCUUCCAUUAUUCGAAUUUCAGGGCUCAAGUGACAAUUUAAAAGAUGAUUUAGAUGUAGUUUCUUGA
Molecule: messenger RNA, 1182 nt
Organism: Saccharomyces mikatae IFO 1815
Lineage: Eukaryota; Fungi; Ascomycota; Saccharomycetes; Saccharomycetales; Saccharomycetaceae
Gene: MAL33
Product: transcription factor MAL33
Exons: 1
Coding region: 1-1182 (393 amino acids)
Source: RefSeq, a predicted model, not a curated record